Molecule: messenger RNA, 1260 nt
Organism: Giardia duodenalis
Lineage: Eukaryota; Fornicata; Diplomonadida; Hexamitidae
Exons: 1
Coding region: 1-1260 (419 amino acids)
Molecular function (GO): protein binding
Source: RefSeq, a predicted model, not a curated record
AUGGAUUGUUGUAAGAGAAAGAAGUUCUUUGCCCCCGUUGUGACGCAUGUGGCAGUAACCUCAUCCGCGCGGAAAUCGAUGAAUCAGAACAAAAGGCCAAUUGCGUUCGACCAAGCCCUCACAACCAUUGCACACAUGGACCAGGCAAUGACGGCCUUUGGGUCCAGCGAGGGCACUUUCUACACAUUCAAUUGGGCAUCUUGCCGGAUUACAGAGGUCGCAAAGCUGGAAAGCUCCAUCCGAUCCAUCUUUUGCUUUAACAGAGAAGCGUUUGUCGGUCUUAGCAACGGUGAGAUAUACCUCAUUCCUAACCUGGUAUCCAUGGAAAAGGUGACACCCAUCUGUGUGGCAUCCCUGGGCAGCGCCGUUAUUACAAUUGGAAUGGCAGGCACACCAGGGAACGCAUUUCUGUGCGCAGCCACUAAAGAUUGUCACUUGUAUGUUUACCGGAUGUCCUCGGCGCGCCUUAGUUAUAGUGUUGGCCGGGGUCGUGUUUUCAGUAGCCUUCCGCGCUUCUCCUCUGCUUCCAAACCUAAUCCAGACAAUGUGCAGGCACCAGUAGAAAGGGAUAAGGCAGACACCAUAGAUGAUUCGGUAACAGAGGAGGAUUCAAGCGAUUAUGUAGACACGGACCCUUCACACGUAAAGCCAGAGUGGAAAUUGUUUAAGGAAUACGCGACCCCCUCCUGCAUUGCAAACACCACAGAUCAUUUCUUCGGGUAUUGCACAGAAGACCUUUCUUUCUAUUACUUCAAUGCCCUCACCCAGAAGCAACUAUAUAAGAUCGAGGACGAGUCUCAGUUUGUCAAGGUAGCCCACAUAUAUGAGCGCACAUCCAAGUACAACAUGGCGGGCAUACGGUCUGCACUAUUGGGAUAUAACGGUACGGCAUCAGAUGGAGGCCACGUCAGGCUUGUGAACCUGACCACCGGAGAGUCUCGGAUUGUCUAUACCUCUUGCUAUAAUGGCUGUAAGGGCGUGUUCGGCGUUCUGCGCUACAUGGUCAUGGCCGACAGUAAUUCGUUAGUCGUGUGUAAGAUCGGAGUUGCAGAUGCGACAGAACUGCAUAGGGAGUCCUUUGCAGGAGGCUUUAUAGUACUCAAAUCAGACUUUUGCGUAAAUCAGUUGACAGAGACAUCCGCCUCCGUUUGCGCAACGCUUCUGUUUAAUGGUGGGGACUAUUGCCGCGUAACCAUUGAAAUAGAUUGUGAGACAGACAGCGUUUCCACGGAAAUAUUUGGAUCUACGCUAUUUGUGUGA